This is a messenger RNA of Mucor mucedo, 531 nucleotides long. RefSeq lists its product as uncharacterized. NCBI's taxonomy places the organism in Eukaryota, Fungi, Mucoromycota, Mucoromycetes, Mucorales, Mucoraceae. The transcript has a single exon. The coding region runs from base 1 to 531 and encodes 176 amino acids. The record is from RefSeq and is a predicted model, not a curated record.
AUGAACAAUAUUAAUCAUCACGCCGAACCACUUAAUCAAAAUAACAACCAUCCCGAACUAUACGCUGCACGUCGACCUAGUGUCUCCUCUGCUACACAACCUUCACUGAUCCCUCAGAUACACUCCAGAGAUAAUCCGAGCAAGGUCAGUAAGGACAGUAAACCUCGUGAUGCUAAUGGUCGCAAGAUCAAAUUCACACCUACCAUCACCCGGAGUACCCAACAGGACCAGGCCUUACCAGCACCUACUACCAUACCUACAGGAACUGUAAUGGAACCCGUAGCUUCAUUUGUACGGCCUGAUCCCGACACAAUUAUGAUUUCAGAACCAUUGGAAAGUGUACGGCCUAAGGAGCCGACAUUACCCAAGACAUUGAAGACAAGGACACUUCGUCAAGCUUUACCCUUGAAGUAUGAUAUUGUAAGCGAUGUACUCAACCAAAAAGCCAAUAUUGAUGUAGGGGAUCUCAUCAGUGUGUCACCGCAAUUAAAGCGACAGUUAAUUUCGGGUUGUCGAAUCUGUGAUGUUUGA